UUUGCUCUUUCAGAUCACACAAAGAGAAGAGAAGAAAAAAAAUUUAUUAGAGAGAGAGAGAUACUAUGGAUAUUUCCUUGCACAAAUCUGGCCUCGAAGAGGAGAGCAAAUCUUCUGAUGAAGAAAGUUGUGUCAAGGUGUUCGAUCUUCAUCAGGGUUUGGUUGUAACAAACAUGGAAAGACCAUCACCUGAGUCUGAGUCCAGAUCAUCUUCAUCUGCCAAAAAGGAACAGUUGCAUGAUCAACUUGGAUCAGCCAAAGCAGAAAUGGAUGAAGUGAUGGAAGAAAAUCAACGGCUUAAGACGCAUUUAGAUCGAAUUCUCAAGGAUUACCGAACCCUACAAAUGCAAUACAAAGAUGUGGAGGCAGCAAAAUCUCAUAAGCAAAGCUAUCAUGAUCUCACAGCUGAUCAUGAACUCAUUGAUCUCAGCUUAGGAAUGAGCUCCACUGACAAAAAAGGCGAAGCGCCUAAAAUUCGAGAUGAUAAACAAGGACUGUCGCUAGGGCUUGAUUGCAAAUUCGACUUGCCUGAAAAGUCUCCGGUGACUAUUAAUUUGACUCCCGAGAAUAGCAUAGAAGAAGUGAAGGAAGAAGCCGGAGAGACAUGGCCGAAUAAAGGCGUCAAGAAUGGGAGAGAUGGCGGAGGAGAAGAUGAGAUUUCACUACAAAACCCUACUAAACGAGCUAGGGUUUCUGUCCGAGUUAGAUGUGACACACCAACGAUGAAUGAUGGUUGUCAAUGGAGGAAGUAUGGACAAAAGAUUUCCAAGGGGAAUCCAUGCCCUCGUGCAUACUAUCGUUGCACUGUCGCACCAUCCUGCCCUGUUAGAAAACAGGUACAAAGAUGCGCGGAGGAUAUGUCGAUCCUGACCACAACAUACGAAGGCGCACACAACCAUCCACUCCCGGCCUCGGCUACCGCCAUGGCCUCCACCACUUCCGCCGCAGCCUCAAUGCUCAUGUCCGGUUCCUCAACCUCAGGAACCGGGCCGAGCUCUUCCUCCUCCUCCACCACCACCGCGAACCUCCAUGGCCUAAACUUCUACCUCUCCGACAAUUCAAGAGCGAAACCGGCCUUCUACCUCCCAAAUCCAUCAAUCUCAUCCUCACCUUCAUAUCCAACCAUCACUCUCGAUCUCACCUCCUCCUCAUCCUCGUCCUCAUCCCAUCUAAACCGCCUAGGCAGCGGAAGCUUCGUUCCGAGAUACUCGACCACAAACCUAAACUUCAGCUCUCUAGAAUCCAACCCUCUCCCAAUUUCUUACAACAACUCUUUGCUAACACAUGGCCAACAAUCCUUCAACAGAAACCAAAAUGUACCUUCUCUAAGCUUCGGAUCACAACCCUAUGAAACCUUAUACCAAUCCUACUUGCAAAAAACUCAAUCAAACCCUAACCCUAAUCAACAGCAUUUAGGGCCAGACACCAUUGCAGCUGCAACAAAAGCAAUAACAUCAGACCCUAGUUUCCAAAAUGUCCUAGCCGCCGCUCUAACCUCCAUUAUUGGCGGCUCAGGUGGUGGCGCCACCAACCAUAACGCAGUCGAAAAAUCAAGUGCUUUCCCCAUUCUAUCUAGCUUUCCGCCAACUUCAAAUGCGAACAAAUGUGCACCGAGUUUCAUGAACAAGUCUUCGUCCUCAACGAGCUCUCAACAGCCUAGUUUGGCGCUUCUUUCGCCUCCUUUUCCAUUUUCGAGCUCGAAUAAAAGCAAGUCUAACUCACCGGCUGACAACCGGGAUCACGUAUAGUUUGAUGUCAUUUUUCGAAUUUUAGAUGAUAUUUUUGUUCAUUUUGGACGGUGGAGUUUGAUCAUGAUGCAAAUUGUGCAUGGAAUUAGUCUUUUUUUCUCAUUUUUUUGUGAAUGAAUGAUGUAAGGUGAAGAAAAUUGUGGAUAUAGAUGGUGACUGCUGGUGAUAUACAGUUGAAUAACUAUUACCAGCUUCAUUUUUUCUUCA
Salvia hispanica is the source of this 1955-nucleotide messenger RNA. RefSeq names its product WRKY transcription factor 72A-like. Gene Ontology annotation, molecular function: sequence-specific DNA binding; DNA-binding transcription factor activity. NCBI's taxonomy places the organism in Eukaryota, Viridiplantae, Streptophyta, Magnoliopsida, Lamiales, Lamiaceae. The record is from RefSeq and is a predicted model, not a curated record. Gene Ontology annotation, biological process: regulation of DNA-templated transcription.